This is a messenger RNA of Neogale vison (American mink), 695 nucleotides long. It is a transcript of the gene EFCAB11, whose product is annotated as EF-hand calcium binding domain 11. The transcript has 6 exons. The record is from RefSeq and is a predicted model, not a curated record. Gene Ontology annotation, molecular function: calcium ion binding. Lineage: Eukaryota; Metazoa; Chordata; Mammalia; Carnivora; Mustelidae. The coding region runs from base 60 to 560 and encodes 166 amino acids.
CAGAGGCAACCGGGCUUUGGCAGCGCAGGUGUUGGGUUCUGCAGUUCCUUUCGGUUGUGAUGGUCGCGAUGUUUUUCUCCGAGGCUGGGGCCCGGCCAUGGACGUGGGAAGCCAGCCCCUCAGAACACAAGAAAUGGGUGGAAGUAUUUAAAGCAUGCGAUGAAGAUAACAAGGGCUAUCUAAGCAGAGAGGACUUUAAAGUUGCUGUCAUAAUGCUGUUUGGGUACAAGCCCUCCAAGAUUGAAGCUGAUUUUGCGAUGUCUUCAGUAAAUCCAAAUGCUUCCGGUAUAUUGCUUGAAGAGUUUUUAAGUAUUGUUAGAAAAAAGAAGGAAGUUCGACUCCAUUGGAAUGAAAUAAGACACAUCUUCACAGCUUUUGACAGGCACUAUCGUGGGUAUUUAACUUUGGAAGAUUUCAAGACAGCAUUUAAGCAGGUGGCUCCCAAGUUAUCAGAAAGGACUGUUCUGGAUGUAUUCAGGGAAGUAGAUCAAGACUCAGAUGGUCUUGUCAGCUUUAGAGACUUUGAAUAUGCCAUGAACUAUGGACAAAAUGAAGCCUAACUAUUGUGAACCGCUUUUGGCAACCUCUGGGGCGACAAAUAGGUCGUAACGUGUAUUUAAAUGUCAAACUCCACUCUGUUAGUGAUGUAAUUAUGCUGCAUACUUCUGAUUAAACUCUCCAUCGUGGUUUUUAGA